Molecule: messenger RNA, 207 nt
Organism: Mesorhabditis spiculigera
Lineage: Eukaryota; Metazoa; Nematoda; Chromadorea; Rhabditida; Rhabditidae
Source: the annotation of a GenBank genome assembly
AUGCUGGAAAAAUGGGUCAUCUUGCUGUUUUCGAUUCUAACGGUACUGCCAAACACGAGAGCCGAGACUCCCGAAGAUCGCUGCUUGGAGCCGGUCGAUCAGGGACCCUGUCAAACUUUUCAGAUAAAAUGGUUCUGGGAUGAGGCGGACGGCCAAUGCAAGGAAUUCCACUAUGGAGGCUGUCUAGGCACCAAAAAUAGGCAAAUU